CUGCUGGCCGGUGUCACCGGAACUGCCGCUUCAGGGUUCUGUUUUGUCCGCACUCGCUCGCCCGCUCUUGCUCUCUUAUGCUUUUUUUUUUUUGCAGGCAGCCAACAUGAUUGCAAACAUCGUGUCCCGGAGGGUUUUGCUCGGGAAUGCCGUCGCUUGCUGCACGGGGAAACGUGCACGCUCAUGGCCGCUUGCCUCCACCAGUCGCGGCAUCCACGUGGACGCGCCCCCGGUGAUUCCCACGCUGACGAGCAGUUACGCUCACGGCACGUCGUCCUUCUCUUUGCUCAACGCCACGGUGGGCGAGGCGCUGGUCCGGGCGGCCGACACCUGGCCCGACCGGGAGGCCGUCAUCUUUGUGCAGGACGGCGUGCGCAAGACCUUCGGCGACUUCAACCAGGACGUGGAGCGGGCCGCCUCCGGCCUUCUGGCCGUGGGCUUGCGUCCGGGUGAGCGCCUGGGUAUUUGGGGGCCCAAUACGUACGAGUGGCUGCUGAUGCAGUUCGCCACGGCCAAAGCGGGCAUCAUCAUGGUGUCCGUUAACCCGGCCUAUCAGCUGGAGGAGGCGGAGUUUGCCCUCAGGAAGGUGGGCUGCAAGGCGGUGGUGUGCCCGGAGGCCUUCAAGACCCAAAAGUACUGUGAAAUGUUGCGGCUCAUCUGCCCAGAGAUGGCCACGUGCCCCGCCGGAGACAUCCGCAGCAGCCGGCUGCCCGAUCUGCGCUGUGUGAUCGUGCUGGACGGCGGCCGCCAUCCCGGAGCCUUCAGCCUAGACCAGGUGCUGCAGGCGGGCGAUGGGCGCUCCCUGCGUCAACUGCACGAGCUCCGACUGUCCUGCGAUGACCCCAUUAACAUCCAGUUUACCUCGGGAACGACAGGGCAACCCAAAGGAGCCACACUGACGCAUCACAACGUAGUCAACAACGCUUUCUUUGUGGGCAAGCGUGUGGGCUUCGACUGGCAGCCCUCCACGCGAGUGUGCGUGCCCGUGCCGCUCUACCACUGCUUCGGCUCGGUGGGCGGCGGCAUCUGCAUGGCCGUCCACGGCAUCUCGCUGGUUUUCCCUUCGCCCUGGUACAGCAGCAAAGACAACCUGGACGCCAUGCAGAAGGAGAAGUGCACCUUUGUGUACGGGACGCCCACCAUGUACGUGGACAUGACCAGUCAGCCCGACGUGCACAAGUAUGACCUAUCGUCUGUGGUUGGAGGCCUCAUCGCAGGCUCGCCGUGCCCUCCCGAGCUGGUCAAACGCAUCAUCUCCACCAUGGGCAUCAAGGAAAUCACGGCCCAUGCCGUCCAGCUGGAGCCUCUCCAGGUAGCGGCCGAAAGAGCUGUAGGCGCGCUCGGGGAUGCUCUUCAUGGGGUUCCCGCCCAAGGCCAGCUCCUCCACCACGCGCAGCUUGCUCAAGGCAGCAGCGGGGUAGACGGCCAGCUGGUUGCGCUCCAGGUGCAGCGCGGCCAGGUUCUCCACAUCGUCCAGGGAUCCGGCGUGGAGCGUGCUCAGCUGGUUGCUGCUCACGUGCAGCCAGCGCAGGUCCUUGGCGCCGGCGAAGGUGCCGGGGCGGAGCUGGCGGAGCUUGUUGUCGUCCAGGCGCAGCACAAAGAGGUUGACCAGAGGCGAGAAGACGCCUUUGGCCAGCUCGCCGAUGCGGUUGUGGUCCAGGUGCAGGUAGGUGAGCCGGCUCAGGUCUCGGAAGGCGUCGGGCUGGAUGCUGGCGAUCUGGUUGUGCGAAAGGUACAGGUACACCAGCUGGCUCAGGCCCUUGAAGGCGUUGGCCGCGAGCUGGCGCAGCUGGCAGUGCUGCAUGUGCAGCGACACCAGGCCGCCGCUGUCGGCGAAGGCGGCGCCCGGAACGCCGCCCAGCGGGUUCCUCUGCAAGUUGAGCAGCCGUGUGGACGCCGACACGCGUGGGAUCUUCUUGAGGCCCGCGCCCUCGCAGAUGACGUGCUGCAGGUCGCCAUGGCAGUGGCACGGGCUCGGGCACUGGCCGGGUGCAGCCCCGGCCGUCGGGAAGCUCGCCAGCAGCAGCAGCAGCAGGCAGCUCACGCGCCGCAUCUCGUCCUCGGACUGAGCCGCCCGACUUUGGGGCGCCGGCAAAAGAUCGGAUACGGCACCACGGAAAACAGUCCCGUCACCUUUUGUGGCUCGCCAUUGGACAACAUGGACAGGAAGUGCAACACGGUCGGUUACAUCAUAGACCAUACGGAGGCCAAAAUCAUCAACCCCUCCAACGGGCAGCUGCUUCCGUUGGGAUCUUCCGGUGAGAUCCUGAUCCGAGGCUACUGCGUCAUGUUGGGCUACUGGAACGACCCGGACAAGACCCGCGAGUGCAUCGGCGAAGACGGCUGGUACAAGACCGGGGACAUCGGCAGCUUGGAUGCGUUCGGCUACUGUCGCAUCGAAGGCCGCAUCAAGGACCUCAUCAUCCGAGGAGGCGAAAACGUCUACCCUGCCGAGAUCGAGCAGUUCUUGCACACGCACCCCAAAGUCAAUGAAGUGCAGGUGGUGGGCGUGGCGGACGCCCGCAUGGGCGAGGAGAUUUGCGCAUGCAUCAAAGUGAAGGAUGAGCAGGAGUUGAGCCAAGAGGACGUCAAGGCUUUCUGCAAGGGGAAGAUUUCUCACUUCAAGAUUCCUCGCUACGUCAUGUUUGUCAGCAGCUUUCCGCUAACCGUCACCGGAAAGGUCCAGAAGCACCAACUCCGCCAGGAGGCGGAGGAGCGACUGGGACUCGCCGAGGCCGUGGCGUCCGCCCGUUCCGAUGACACCUCAGCGUGACGGCUGUCCGUCGUCGUUGCCAUUAGAGAAUGAAAGAUGAAUGACACUCUCCGACGUGGCAAAGUCGCUCAUUCGGACCCCCAUCGGUCAUUUGUCAGCUGUCACCUGACGAAAAUGAGCUGGUCGGCCGCCAGUCACCCACUGCUCCUCCCCUCGUUGCCCCUACCUGUCUGUCCCGACUCAGCCAUGUUUGUUUGCGGAUGGAACACAGGAGCCGGCUUGUGUGCUGCGCUAUCAAAAUAAAGCUUUAAUACUGUCA
Syngnathus typhle (broad-nosed pipefish) is the source of this 3032-nucleotide messenger RNA. It is a transcript of the gene acsf2, whose product is annotated as acyl-CoA synthetase family member 2. The transcript is spliced from 17 exons. Gene Ontology annotation, molecular function: medium-chain fatty acid-CoA ligase activity. Gene Ontology annotation, biological process: fatty acid metabolic process. The coding region runs from base 107 to 2773 and encodes 888 amino acids. Lineage: Eukaryota; Metazoa; Chordata; Actinopteri; Syngnathiformes; Syngnathidae. The record is from RefSeq and is a predicted model, not a curated record.